AUGCCGGACGAAGUUGCAGCACCGGCUGCUGCUGAAAACGCGGGUCAACAACAAGAACAGGUAACUUUAUGAAAAUGUAUGUAUUACUCUUUAACGAAAUGUAAUUUUUAGGGAGGAUGGAUGAAUAUUGUUAAAUCAAUGGCCAAACAAAUGCUCAUGUUCUACUUGAUAAGUUCAGUAAUGAAAAGUUUUGGAGGUGGCGGUGGGGGAGGAAACACCAAUUCGACUGGUGUAACUUCGCAAGCCAAUGUUCAAAAAGGACCACCGGCUAGAAAUAUGUUUUCGCCUGGACAAAUUUUCGAUAUGUAUGUGUAUUUGGAUGAUUCGGAAGAGCAUUUUAAUAAUUUCGAAAAUGGAAAUCUGUUUUGGUUAAAGAAAGGGUUGAGAUAUGGUGAUUGGACCGGAGGACCUGAAAAUGUUAGUUUUUCAAUUUUUUUUUACUAUUAGCUUACUUUUAACGAACUAAUUUAGGAUGGCUCAUAUUCAAUUCACAAAACUAUGGAUACACCGGAAGUUUUAACUAGAAAUCAAUCAUUGUAUAUGCAUACUUUUAUUGUGAAAAUGGGUCAAUCACCAAAUCCAAAAGAUCGAAACCACGUGAAAAGAGAGGUUAUCUAUGGAGUUAAACAAUUGAAUAAAUAUAAGAAAAAGUAUUAUAAGAAGACUUCGAAUUUAUUGACUGGACUCAGUGAGCAAAGUGAUGAAGAUCUUGCCAAGGCUGAAAUUAUGAAAUUUGAAAUUCUCAACUUCUGGCAUCCAAAUAUCUCGAUUAAUAUUGUUGAUGAUCAAACUCAAUGGCAACGCGGAGCUCUUCCUCCACCAUUGGAUAAAGAUGUGAAAUUCAGUCCAGGUGGAGAAUCUUACAAACCAAUUUUAUUCUUUAAUAAUUAUUGGAACUUGGGUGCUGAUUAUAUGCCAAUUAAUGAGACUGUUAAACAAAUCAAUUUGACUGUCACAUUCUACCCAUUGUCACUUUUCAAAUAUCAAAUGUAUGCCAGUCAAAACGUAAGUUGAUGAAACAAGUAUCUUUUUUUCAAAUGUAUAUGAAUCUAUUUGCAGAUGAGAUCUCAAUGGAGCGGAAUGCUUCAAAUGGAGCAAGAAGAUGAUGAUCAAGAUUCGGUGAAACAGGCAUUGUUAGAAACAAACCCAAUUUUGCUUGGAAUCACUGUUGUUGUAUCAAUUUUGCAUACUAUUCUCGAAUUUUUGGCAUUCAAAAAUGAUAUUCAAUUCUGGAGAAGUCGCAAAGAUCUUGUAGGAUUGUCGGUCAGAAGUGUGCUCUUCAAUAUUUUCCAAUCGCUUAUUGUUUUCCUAUAUAUUUGCGACAACGACACCAAUUUUGUUGUGAAAAUGAGUGUUGGAGUUGGUUUGCUCAUUGAAGGCUGGAAAAUUCCAAAAGUUCUCAACGUUGCAAUCGACUAUGAAAACAAGAUUCUUGGCAUCUUCCCUCGACCAGUUUUCAGCGAUAAAGGAUCGUAUGUUGAAAGUGACACAAAAACAUAUGAUCAAAUGGCAUUCCGUUAUCUUUCAUGGGUUUUGUUCCCACUUCUUGUUGGAUAUGCUAUUUAUUCAGUUAUUUAUGUUGAACAAAAAGGAUGGUAUUCAUGGGUAUUAAAUAUGUUAUAUGGGUAUUUGUUGAUGUUUGGUUUUAUCACUAUGACACCACAGGUAAGAUUUUGAAUAUUGAAAGUAUGGCUGGGAAUUUGGAGAAAAAAUUUGAAGAAUCAAAAUAAAGCUACUGAAUAUUUUGAUAAGUUUAUAAUUAAUAAAUUGUAAAUUGACCAUGGGCCAGUUUAAAUUUUUAAAAUAUUAUUUUUCAGCUAUUUAUCAAUUAUAAACUCAAAUCAGUUGCCCAUUUACCUUGGCGUAUGCUUACUUAUAAAUUUAUCAACACAUUCAUUGAUGAUCUCUUCGCAUUUGUUAUCAAAAUGCCAAUGUUAUACCGUAUUGGUUGCUUCAGAGAUGAUAUUAUCUUCCUGGUGAGUUUUUCCAAAGUUCAAAAUUUUAAAAAAUAUAUAAGAAAUUGUUUUUUUAGAUCUACCUCUACCAAAGAUGGAUUUACCGUGUUGAUCCAACUCGAAUGAAUGAGUAUGGAACAUCACUUGAACAUGAGAAUGGAGUUCCACCGCCAGCUGAUGAAGGACAAUCAGCAAUUGAAAACAAACCAGAAGAAACUAAAACUGAAACGAAAAAAGACAAGUAA
This is a messenger RNA of Caenorhabditis angaria, 2200 nucleotides long. NCBI's taxonomy places the organism in Eukaryota, Metazoa, Nematoda, Chromadorea, Rhabditida, Rhabditidae. The record is from the annotation of a GenBank genome assembly.